GUUUGUUUAUGCACUCAAGCAUUUGUGAUUUGCCUACUCGAGUGUGCGCGUGUGCGUGUGUGUGUUUAUGGGUAUUCAUUCGCAUGGCGGGCAUUACUCAGAAGUUCGUCUCACAUUUUUCACUGUGUUGUUUCUGUUUCGCUUUAGUCUGCUUUUGACGAGGCAAAUAGUAAGAUUAUAUGGUGAAGCGUGUUUGUGAUUUUUGUUGAUUACAUUGAAAAGAAAUAAAAAAUAUAAAAUUUGAAGGAAGCUUAGGCGCAUUGAUCUGCAAAGAAUGUGCGAUGAAAAUGCCUUGAAUUUUAAUCCUUGCGCUCCUGAAGCCAUGACCGAUCCCAUAGAAGUGUAUAACAUGUUCAUAGUGGAAGAUGAGGAGUCCAAAGACUCCGUUAAGCAAAACGCGCGGUUCCAAAAGCGUCUCAUACGGCACGUACGACGGCACCGCGUACUUUACGACCCGAAACAUAAACAAUUUUCAUGUGUCGAAGCGAAAAACGAAGUUUGGGAGAAAAUUGCAAAGCGAAUGGGUUGCGAUGCCGAUCUAUGCAAGAAUACUUGGGUGAACUUGCGUUAUUCUUAUCAAAAAUAUGCGCGCCGAUUGCGUAAAUUCUUUGCCAACAAAGCGUGUAAGAAGCGGAGCCGCCGUCCUGUAAUGGCAUUUGAAACGGAACUAGUUUUCCUCUGGCGUUUCAUAGCUGACAAAAUACGCUGUCCCCUGCCCUACAGCGAUGAAAUGGAGGCGAAGGCAGCUGCGCACACACAACCAGCUGCCAUCGACGAUGACAUAGUUUUGCUGGAGGAUGACGUCGAAGUGAUCGACUUGGACGACGAAACGCCGGCCAUAACUAAAGUACUUUCCAAGCUAUCGAAGUUGCACUUCCAAGUCACGCCGGAGAUACGGCGCUUGAUAUACAAUUUGCAAUGCUAUCAGGAGAUAUACGACUGUGGCCAUCGGUAUUAUGAGGAUUACCGGCGCAAAGGCAUCAUUUGGAAUGCCAUCGCGAACGAAGUGGGCGAUAAGGCUACGAAAUUGAUGAAAUGUUGGCUACAAAUACAAACGCGCUACGAAUGGGAGCUAAUGCAACGGCGGUGGGAUAAGGAUCUGACAGCUACAAAGCCGCAAACCGAGCUGGAGAGUCUGUUGAAUUUCACCAAGCCACACAUACUUAAAAUGCCAAGAACGGUUUACAAGAGCUCUUUCUUCCUCAAAAAGGAUUGGCAUGAGCCCAUUGAUCACUUCAAGAACAUCUUCAGCUUGCUGGUGGCAAUGAAGAAGUAUCCAAUCGUGAUCACACUCACCGAAAUGAUGGUGAACAAAACCGAAGAUGUCGAUACCGUUAAAUAUAUACAACUUUGGUCCGAUGUGGCAAAUACUAAAGCUGGCGGUGUAACGCCUGGUCAGUGCGAAGCCACUUGGCUGAUUCUACGUUUGUUCUACUGGGAACUAAUGGGCAUGCGCAAACACAGUUAUCAACUGCAAGACAAAUGGUAUUUCGAAACCAUUAUAACGGAGCUGUAUGCCUUGUCUAGAACGUAUAAGUUGCCACGCGCCAAAAAGUCUACACUCGGUACGCUCAUGUUAUCGUCCAUAUGCGCCGAUGAGGUAGUCCAACCUGCCCCCACAACCGCUGGCAAUGCAAGCAAGGUGCCGCAAACCGAAGUUGUGGCAGUGUUGAACGAUUCACCACCACCACCGAAAGAAACGUUAAUGGGCAACACCAUCGUACCGAUAUCCGUCAGUCUGGACGAAGACAAAAUCAGCUCGUCAAUAAUCGAAAACAAGCGUCAAGGUCAAGCGUCAGUUAAAACUGUCGUAAUACGCAAUAAACCGCAAAACAACGUCAUACCCACUCCCGCAGUCAUACCCACUCCCGCAGUCAGCACUUGCACCACAGUCCCAAAUAAGGGCUCGGUUGUAACGGUCACCAAAAAAACGACGUCUUAUCCACAAGUGCACUCGCCACAAAUACGCGUCAAAUCGCAGGCGCAACUGCAAGCCCCCGAACCGAACAAAAUCUUUGUGCAAGCGCUCCCACAAAUACAAAUACACGCGCAACCCACACCCGCGCCGAAACCAAGUCCACAAAUACAAAUACACGCGCCGCCCACACCCGCGCCGAAACCAAAUCCACAAAUACAAGUACAAGCCAUAACGAUGCCGUGCAUGCCACAAGCGCAACAAGCACAGCAAUAUCAAAUGCUACCGCUCACACCGAUACAAGCGCAAACCAAAUUGGCAGUGAAGCAACAAGCCAGCGUGCAGACGCCGGCACAAUUCAUACCCACCAAUAUGGGUCAGUUGUUGCCGCCCACAACCAUAGAGCCGACACUACACGAAGCCACCACAAUCGCUUUGGAUACGCUAAAGACGCCGAAAAUUGUGUCGGCAGUCAGUUUGGCACCGCGCGCCAACUUCCCCGUACCCUUCAUCAAUAAGGGUUUGCAAAUCACCGCAGUUGCUGGUUCCGUAACCAGCGCAUCACCACCCGCGCCGCCCACUUCCGCCGCGCCACUGCGCGCAGUAGCACCCACCUUAAACGCGCUUGCUCCGCCGCCAACGGUUGUUAUGGCGCCCACGUCGAACACCUUAAAUUUACCCUUUGUCUUGCCGGAUAAAACAAAUAUUACCAAGUGUCCGCCGUUGACUUGUGUCAACACCACCGACCCAGUCCCCAAUACGGGUACGAUAAUAACGAUGCCGAAUGCUGUGGUGCCUGCGCCCAUGCGGACGCAAGCGACUAUGCCGCUGCCCACAAGGGAGCCUACGUCGGUCGAGCCGAAAAUACCCGCUACGGUGUUGGCGCGCCCAUAUUUGACACCGACCUCACAGCUGAACUCCAACGAAAUUAUGAUCGAAUUGAUUAGUUCGGUGAAUGGCAAUCAGUUGGUGGUGCACGGGCCGCCGCUGGAGCAAAAGUACUCACUGCCCAUGAGCACGACGGCGCUGCUGAUCCGCGAGGUGCUCUCCAUACCGUAUUUGCAUAAGAAGGACUACAAUAAACCGCAACAGGUCAAUAUGUGUUGGCAGUACUUGGCCAAACGGUUCAAUUUACCGGUGCAUAUUUGCAAGGCUUGUUGGAACUUCUUGUCGGAAAACUUCGCGCAUUUCCCGCAAAUUGCGCCUAUGGAAGAGCUGACGAAGCCGCUGAAGAUUGGCAUUAGGGUGUGGCGCGAAAAUUACACAUUCUUUCAAACAUUCAACGAUAAAGCAGCCCAAAUGCGUUUGCCGUUCGCAAAGGAUGCUGUGGAAAAGUUCUUCGAUAAUAUUAGAAAUCAAACAAAGCAGCUACCACGUGUAGGUGGCAGGAAAUUGACUUUCGUCGCUGAUUGGCAAGCCGCAAUAAAUAGCAAUCCACAUGUACCGAACAAAGUCUGGUUCGGCACAUGGACCCUCUUUAAAGGCGCCUUUACGAAGUACAUGCGCGAUUUGGAGCUCGGCAUCGACAACAAAUGGUCGCUGGAAUGGUGGCGCGUCUUGGCCAAAAUGGAUUUCCUAAUCGAAGAACAAUAUCAUAAUAUGGAACCGUUCUACUACAUCGUGCGCAACAAAAUGAUCGACGAAUGCGAACGUUGCAUCAGGGAAGAGCAAAAGUACACUAUCGAUCCGAAGACGAAGCGUUUCGUGCGGAAGUCAGACAUGCCGCAUCCGAUGCUGCAGAAAAUACCCGACAUCGAUGCCUAUCGCGUCGUAAUGACCGUGCGUCGCUAUCCGCAAAUUUACCAAAAGGCAACCGACGAAGAGAAGAAUAAAGCGUGGCAGAAAGUCGCGCUCGAAAUGCGCUCAACCGUGACGACAUGCCGUUUUGCCUUCCAAUGCGCCAUGAAGAACUAUCGGCUGUAUGCGGCGCGUGAUCCGGCGAAUCGGUGUCGCCUCAAUCAUCGCUAUUACAAACAUUUAGCGGAAAUUUAUCGUGCCAUCAAACCGACGCGCAAGCUCAAUAUUAAAACACCAUCCGAACUGAAUCAGUCUGUUAGCGAUAAUCCCGACGCGAACGAGCCAGUAUUCCCCGAACGUUUCAUAAUGGACAUCAACAUGGGCAAUAGUCACUCGAAUGUGGUUAUGAAGAAUUGGGCCUAUGGUGUGGGCAUAUCCGUGCGGAAGGAGAAGUUGGAAGCGCUCUUCCAAAAAUAUCGUCCAACUUCAGCGCUAGGCGAAACCCCAACAAUAAAAUAGUAGGUUUAGUGUAGGUGGACAGCACUGAUUUCGAACGCACUACAAUUGGAGAUAUAUAUUUAUAUGAUAGUUAGCUAGAUUAGCACUAAUUAUAUAAACAAGAAAACACUUUUGCGACUUUCUUUAAUUUUAGAACAUUUUUUAACUGUUAUGUAGUUGUAUCAUAUUUCUAAGCAUGGUCCUUACGUAUUCCAUAUACUAUAUAUAAAUAUACAUACUGUUAAAUAUAGGAGUAUGUAUGUGACUGUAUAUAAUGUAAAAUAAACUUAAAAACUCAUAGUUUUCAUAAA
This is a messenger RNA of Bactrocera dorsalis (oriental fruit fly), 4461 nucleotides long. RefSeq lists its product as uncharacterized. Gene Ontology annotation, biological process: regulation of transcription by RNA polymerase II. Gene Ontology annotation, cellular component: transcription regulator complex; nucleus. NCBI's taxonomy places the organism in Eukaryota, Metazoa, Arthropoda, Insecta, Diptera, Tephritidae. The coding region runs from base 275 to 4171 and encodes 1298 amino acids. The record is from RefSeq and is a predicted model, not a curated record. The transcript is spliced from 11 exons.